Messenger RNA from Seriola dumerili (greater amberjack), 2880 nucleotides. It is a transcript of the gene fkbp8, whose product is annotated as FK506 binding protein 8. The transcript has 9 exons. Bases 105 to 1322 code for a protein of 405 amino acids. NCBI's taxonomy places the organism in Eukaryota, Metazoa, Chordata, Actinopteri, Carangiformes, Carangidae. Gene Ontology annotation, molecular function: protein binding; peptidyl-prolyl cis-trans isomerase activity. The record is from RefSeq and is a predicted model, not a curated record.
GCGAACUGACUUCACCACUGUAAACUGGAGGAGAGAUUGGCUAGGACCAAAACACCAAAACAACCCUCCGCGUAAAUAACUCGUGUUUGUAGAGUAUUCCGCUAAUGACUGAAAAAGAGGAGAAUAUGGACGCCUCUGAUAUCCAUGACAGUGCGCCAAAAACAAAGAAGAAUGGACGAACCUCGUUGCUGGACAGCGGGGAGGACUUUGAGGUUUUAGAUGAUGAGGACAUUGACGACGACCCCCCUCCUCUGGAAGACGCUGGGGGAGGGAAAGGGGAAAACACAGAUGAGUCUCACAAGAUAAAUGCAGUCACAGAACCAGACCCUCCAGGUCACCUUGAUGAAUGGCUGGAUGUUUUAGGUAAUGACCAGCUAAAGAAAAAAGUCCUGGAGGCAGGGGACGGGCGGGACAGUCGGCCACAGAAAGGACAGAAUGUCAAGAUUCAUCUUAAGACCUACUUGAAGGACGGGGCACUGGUAGAGGAGCAGUCUGACCUCACAUUCACUCUGGGAGACGGUGAUGUUAUCCAUGCUCUUGAUCUCACAGUGCAGCUCAUGGAAAUGGGAGAGAAGGCUCUCAUCCAGACAGAUGCAAAAUAUGCUUAUGGUACCCGUGGGAGUCUUGAACCUGAGGUCCCCCCCAAUACUGAGCUCUCCCUAGAAGUGGACCUGCUGGAAGCUACUGAUGCUCCAGAUCUGGAGUUGUUGCCCCCUGCAGAAAAGAUAUCCCUUGCCAGCCAUAAGAGAGAGAGGGGCAACGUUCAUUAUCAGCGUGGGGACUAUGCUUUUGCUGUUAACUCGUAUAGCAUUGCCCUGCAGAUAACAGAGUCGAGUUCUAAAGUCGACAUUAGUCCUGAGGAGGAGAAUGAACUGAUGGAUGUGAAAGUAAAAUGUUUGAACAACAUGGCUGCUUCUCAGCUGAAACUGGACCACUAUGAUGCAGCACUUAAAUCUUGUGUCUCAGCUCUGGCGCACCAGCCAGAGAACAUAAAAGCACUUUUCCGUAUGGGCAAGGUUUUGGCCUUGCAAGGUGAAUACACAGAAGCCAUUCAAACUUUGAGGAAGGCACUGAAAUUGGAACCAAGCAACAAGACUAUCCACGCAGAGCUCUCCAAGCUGGUGAAGAAGCACUCAGAGCAGAGAGGGGCAGAGCAGGCCAUGUAUAAGAAGAUGCUGGGUAAUCCCACCAGUGGCAGCAGCAACAUACAGAAACACCGGGCAAAAUCUUCAUGGGGUCUCAGCUGGAAGUGGCUAUUCGGUGCCACUGCAGUAGCCAUUGGCGGUGUAGCAUUAUCUGUUGUCAUAGCUGCUAGAAAUUGAACCAAGCCUGUGGUGAUGGCCUGACCAAGCCCCUGCAAUGUGAUAGCCUAAACACAGAAGCACAUCUGGCAGUGCCUUCUGACCUUUGGUCAAAGGGGGUGGAAAUGUCAGUCGGUCAGUUGCCUCUUGAGUCGUCACUCUCCUUUCUCUGCUAUGUUUGAGAAGUAUAUGUGACAAAUUAGUAAAACAUCAAUAUUUGCAUAUGGGAAAUGUAUUUCCAACCUAAUAAAUAUGUAGGGUUAUUCAUAUCUGUCACAUUGCCAGACACUGUUUUCUUUUGCUGCCAUUGUUUUUUGUCUUGGGUAGUUGAUGUUGGAAAUUGAUUAUUUGAUCAUCGAAAUGAAAAAUAAUUUACCACAGAUAGAAGCUAUUUAUAAAAUAUUUUUCCCAUAAUAGAUUCAUUGUGAUAUUGUCCUAUGUUAUGCUAUAGUUUUAAAUUGUCAGAUUGUGCAGUUAAAUUAAUACUUCCUAUUCAAGAGAGAACACGUGAUUCCACUUUGUUUUAUAGUACAAUGUUUAAUGUUAACUGGUGUAAUGCAGAUGCUCUAUUUUUUGAGGUUCACACACUGGCGACAUACUUUUCUUGUGUUCUAGCUCUCUCACUCUUUUUAAAGCCUGUACUCAUCCACUAAGUGACCAGAAAAAUAUAAGCACAUACAAUGAAAUGCAAGAUAUUCCACCUUAAAGUUUUCAGUUUUUGUUGACGCAAUUUCUGUACUUGUUUGCCUGUUCAAUCCGUUCCAUGGUGUGUAUUUAGACUGAGGUCUGUGCUGGUGUUACACUGAAAGGUGUUACUAGAUUUGUAUCCACCUUAUUAACAUACACAGAGGAGCAAAAACAUUUGACAGACCUCACAACAUAAUGUAGUUAAAUGAAAGAACAACAAACUGCAGCCUCAAAAAGUACCAUUGAAUUGAUUCAUCACUUUCUGACAGUGUCGUCAACAAUAAACAAACAGUAGUUUAUAAAUAUACACGACUGCUGUAUUGGAUUGGAAUUCAAUGUUUCUAUACUCUUGGUCACUUGUGUAUACGUACAUAAAAGCAUCAGCUAAACUAGAUAUACUGUACUUUCUGUUCAGCAUUUCUUAAAUCACUAAUUUCAUUUUGAUAAAGGUAAAGUUAUCAUCUUUGAAACAAGGGCAGAGAAUGAUACAUGGAUUUCCUCAGUGAUGUGGCUAUGAACAAUGAUUAAGGAAAGUUUAUUUUUAUCAUCAAAUUCCUGUCAAUUACACCACAAUCUUUAAUGAUCAAGACCAAAUGUUGAAAGAUGACCCUUUAAGAAUAAUGCUGGGUGUAUGUGUGUUUUUUUUUCUCUCCUACAUUUUUUGCCUGUGAAGUUUAACUUAAAUUAUGCUCUGUUAGGUGUUUAUUUAUUACACUUUUUUGUUCUUACAUACAGUAAAUGUGACACCACUGAAUCUGUGGCUUCUUCAGGGUAGUUGGUUGUCCUAUAGAGCCAAAAGUUACAUAAACUCUGGAUGACAAACGAAUUGAUCAUAAAAGUUCCUAGCAUUCCCUGCAUUUGUUAAUUUUAUAUCCAUCACAAUAAAAGUUGU